Messenger RNA from Wyeomyia smithii (pitcher-plant mosquito), 17883 nucleotides. RefSeq names its product tyrosine-protein phosphatase 99A-like. The coding region runs from base 945 to 5132 and encodes 1395 amino acids. Gene Ontology annotation, molecular function: protein binding; protein tyrosine phosphatase activity. The transcript has 17 exons. NCBI's taxonomy places the organism in Eukaryota, Metazoa, Arthropoda, Insecta, Diptera, Culicidae. The record is from RefSeq and is a predicted model, not a curated record. Gene Ontology annotation, biological process: protein dephosphorylation.
UCACUCGCGCUCGGCUCGUGUGGUUUUUCCGUGUCCAGAAAUCGCGUUCCGGAAUUCUCGCCUGCUCGUUUGUUCGCGUUUGGUAGGAAAAAAAGUGCUACUUCGGUUCGGAGUGUGAGGGUGUUGGGGGUGCACAUUGUUGAUUAUGUCUGGUUCUGUGAAAAGCAAAAAAAAUCUGACAAUUUGCGGAAAAUAUCUUUCUGUGGGUGCAAGUAAAUGAGACUGUCGAGCGCAAGCAGUUUGAAAAUGCCUCUAAACUGCAGGAGGAGAAUAGAAUGCAGUGUGUUUACAGUGAUCGUAACAGCUGUCAAAGUGAGCCGGCGACAGAAACCGUCAACAGGCAGACGAUGGCCGGCAAACACUGGUCAUCUGCUUUAUUAACAAGUGUUGCCAGUAGAUCAAUUAUUUUGGAUUAUCUGGCCAACGAAGUGUAAACAAAGAACAUAAGGAUGAUUAUCCGGGCUAUCCACAAAUUCCACUGUCAGUCGACAGCUAAAUCCGGAAGGGGUGGUGCAUUUAUAUAAUUGCUUUCGCAAUGAGUACGGGUAAGGCUCGAUAUAAAGGAACGAAUGAAGGAUUAAACGAUCGUUUAAGCGAAUGCCUUGACGCUCGGUGAAAGUUGUCCCGUAUAAAUGCAUUCCAAUUCAAACCAUAACAAACAAACGUUCGGAAAAGUGAGAGAAAAAACUGUGUGUGUGUGUGAGUGAAUAAAAAGCUUAGAACAGUGGACUAGGAUUUAGUUGAAUAUAGAGCACGUAUAGCCCUCCACAUUUUGCCGACCGUAUGCCCGGCUAGAGUUCCGAUGAGUGGAUUUAACUGGAAGAAAAAUAUCGUCCUCCUUUGAAGCGGCGGAAAAAAAACAGAUGAAAAAAUGGACCUAUUCAGCAUCCGUCCCGGUGUAGUACGGAAAGCACAAACAAAGGCAACGCCCACCAGGUGGCGCAAUGCGAGCACCCGUUACCGGCCGUCGGAAGCAGGAGCUGACAGUGGAAGUGUUGGCGGUGGCCUAUUACCCGUGGUGUUGCGGUUCGUGGCGGUUGUUUACUAUUCUCCACUUUGGAACGGCCAGAGUGUGUAAAGCCAAAACUAGAGGCCAGGUGAUUCAUAGAGCAGGAACCAUCGACAAUCAAACGGCGGUCGUCAUAAACGGCGCCAACGAACGAACGAUGCGCGGAUGGUGGCCAAGGAUAGAUGUGUCAGCCGGUGACGCUGGUGGUAGGCAUGAGAAACUGGGAUUUAUCGCUGGUGCGCUACUGGUGCUGCUAGUCGUCAUGACGACCAAGACGGUGGGAACGGAUGCCACCCGGAUGUUUGACCUCGAAACCAUUCCAACGGUGAAGCAAGUGGCAGUGGCCGGUAAAAAUGUUACCAUCGUCUGCCCGGGGGUCAGCGAGCGCUCGCUGGUGGAACGGUUGAUCUGGCGGACGGCGACGCGCACCGUAGCCGAGUACAUCAGUGGCCUGCAGGCGGCGCUGGACGGCGGUAAACAGAGAAUCGCUCUGUUAGCUGAUAACUUCAGUCUCCAGUUCAGUCCGGCCUACGCAUCCGACACUGCCGAGUACAGUUGCCUCAUAAACCAGCGGCACAACCCGGAAGCGGUUGUUGACCUGCUCGUACAAGAUGUUCCCGAAGCCCCGGGCCGGCCGAUGGUCGUCAGCUUUACCUCCCGAUCGGUGAAUCUGUCCUGGGCCUACACGCAGGAUCCCCGCAGUGCACCGAUAAGCAACUUCGUCAUCGAAACUAGGGUUGGCGAAAACGGCGACUGGGAUCGGGUGGAACCGAUCUACACCAAGAGCAGUAAAGCAUCCUACCAGGUAACCGGACUAGAACCGUUCACCGUGUACAGCUUCCGGGUGAUCGCCGUUAACGAGCUCGGCCACAGCGUGCCGUCCAAGGAAUCGUACUACUUUGUGACGCUGAGGGAAGCCCCGACGGGAAAACCGGUGACGACAAUCGCCCACAAUACGUCUGCCACGUCAAUAUACGUUUCGUGGAAACCGCCACCACCGGAAACGAUACUCGGAGAGUUCCUGGGAUACCGAAUAACCUACCGUACGCGGGACAAGAACCCGGAAGACGACUCCAAAGAGAUCUACAUCCGCGACAGCACCGUAGAGAGUCACGAAAUUCAUAACCUUGACACCUACACCCAGUACCUGGUGUCGAUACAGGUGUUCAAUCCGGAGGGACUCGGUCCGCCGACCACGGUGCUGGUGAUGACUGACGAAGGCGUUCCCAGCAAACCGCAGAAUCUGAGUGUCCUGGAGCUUACCUCGACAACCAUCAAGAUUACGUGGCGUGAGCCGGAAAAGUCAAACGGAGCCAUCCACGGGUAUCGGGUGUACUAUGUACACCAGAACCAGACGUUGCUGCAUCUGCCGAUACUGAAAGCAGAUGCUGCUGUAAACUCGGUCUACACCUACACGCUAUCGAAUUUGAAGCCAUACAGCGACUACAAGAUCAUCGUGGCAGCCUUCACUAAAAAGAACGACGGAGAACCAUCGGAGGUGUCCACCCGAACAGACAUCAGUGGGCCAAGUGCGCCUAAAGUGGUGAAUCUGACAUGUCACACACAUGACGCCCUAUUUUUUGGCUGGCGGAUACCGCAAACCUACUAUAACACCAUCGAUUACUACAUUAUCAGCUAUCGGAAUAUAGAUUACGGUGAUUUCCGAGAAAUCCGCAUUACAGCCAAUGCCUCCAUCGUGGAAACUUCGAUGAUAAUUCCCAACCUAACGACUAACGUGAUUUACGAAGUCAAAGUCCGAGCGGCUUCAACGAGCGUCAUUAAUCCGAAGCAGAUAAUUCUUGGUUCCUAUUCGGAACCGAAAAAGAUUUCCCUUCAACCAAACUGCGAAAAAAUCCCACCGCCGUCGCAACGCCAAUCGUACGACGACUACAACCUGGCCGUGUUGGCCGGAAUCGUUUUUAGCUGUUUCGGGUUACUGCUGAUUGUGCUAGCCUUCCUACUGUGGAAGAAAUGCUUCCACGCCGCCUACUACUACCUGGACGAUCCCCCGACCAGUCAGGGUGGCAAUACGGCCGGCGUGAUCGAUUGGGAAGCACCGUGCGAGGUUGGUGGCGAGGUACGCAGCUCCAUUCCAGUGUCGGAGUUCGCAAAGCAUGUGGCGGCUCUGCACGUUGACGGAGAUAUCGGUUUCAGCAAGGAGUACGAAGCUAUCCAGGGUGAGGCGCUGAACGAUGAGUAUCCCUCGGAGCAUUCGCAGCAUCCGGAAAACAAGGGCAAAAAUCGCUACUUGAAUGUGAUUGCAUAUGAUCACAGCAGGGUUCACCUAAGACAGGCACCCGGGCAGAAGAAGCAUCUUGACUACAUCAAUGCCAACUUUAUCGACGGAUAUCAAAGGUCGCGAGCUUUUAUCGGCACGCAGGGCCCUCUGCCGGGUACUUUUGACUGCUUCUGGCGAAUGAUCUGGGAGCAGCGGGUGGCCAUCAUCGUGAUGAUCACGAAUCUGGUAGAACGGGGUCGCCGAAAGUGUGACAUGUACUGGCCUAAGGACGGAUCGGAAACAUAUGGCGUGAUACAGGUGCGCUUGAUUCGGGAGGACGUGAUGGCCACUUACACGGUUCGCACGUUCCAGAUUAAACACACCAAAUUGAAGAAGAAGAAGGCUUCACAAAUGGAGAAGCUGGUUUAUCAGUACCAUUACACAAACUGGCCGGAUCAUGGAACGCCGGACCAUCCGCUUCCGGUGAUUAAUUUUGUCAAAAAAUCCACUGCCGCAAAUCCCUCGGACGCAGGCCCGAUUGUGGUCCACUGUAGUGCUGGAGUGGGACGAACCGGAACGUACAUCGUGUUGGAUGCAAUGCUGAAGCAGAUCGAAACGAAAGGAAUGCUGAACGUGUUUGGGUUCCUAAGGUUCAUCCGCGCCCAGCGGAACUAUCUAGUCCAAACGGAGGAGCAGUAUAUCUUCAUCCACGACGCACUCGUGGAAGCCAUCGAUAGCGGGGAGACGACUGUAAAGAUGGACGCCAUUGGCGGCGUGGUUAACCACAUUGAGUACAUCGAUAGUCAAUACAAGCUCAUCACCAGCUAUCAACCGAAGGAGAUUAACCUAACAUCGGCUCUAAAGCCGGUGAAUGCCAUCAAGAAUCGAAGCUCGCUGGUUCCACUGGAGGGUAGCCGAGUUCAUUUGACGCCGAAACCAGGCGUCGAGGGUAGCGAUUACAUCAACGCCACCUGGCUGCACGGUUUUCGCCGAUUGCGGGACUUCAUCGUGACCCAGCAUCCGCUACUCGACACGUUCAAAGACUUCUGGCAGAUGGUGUGGGACCACAACGCGCAAACCGUGGUGCUCCUGUCCUCUGCCGAUAAUAUGUCUUUCCUCCAGUUUUGGCCAAACGAAUCGGAGCCACUCGAAAGUGACUACUACCGGAUCCGGAUGGUAUCCGAGACAUCCGAAAACAGUUACAUCGUAAGGAACUUCGUGAUCCAAUCGAUCCAGGAUGAUUACGAGUUAAACGUGCGGAUGUUUGAGAACCCAAUGUGGCCUGACAUUGGCAAUCCACGUUCGAUUUUCGACUUUGCUGUGCGAGUGCAUGAACGUUGCGCACAGUAUCGGAAUGGGCCGAUUGUGAUUGUCGAUAGAUACGGUGGCUUCCAGGCGUGCCAGUUUUGCUGUAUCAGCUCCCUGGCAAUGCAGCUAGAGUACGAUCAGACGGCAAACGUGUACACGUAUGCAAAGCUUUACCACAACAAACGGCCGGGAAUCUGGAGCUCGUACGAGGACAUCCGGCAAAUCUAUCGGAUACUGUCCUACAUGCCCAAGGAGCUGGGCUUGCUCAAAUGCACCGAACUACGGACCGAGUUCGACGACGCGGCCAUUAUGACGGCUACGCCCGAUUUAUACAGUAAGAUUUGUAGUAAUGGUAGUAUUAAUGCGCAACUCAACAACGCCGGUCUCACCGGGGGAACAACGGGUGCUGGUGAUACAGCGGCACAAACCGGAAAUGGGACGAGUGGCGGGCAGCUAGCCGGUACAGGACCCGGCGCUGCUACCACGAUACAGAAUGGCGGUACAGUGAUCGUCAAGAUGAACAGCGAAGACAAUGACGAGCUGUCCGUCGUGGUUGCCACCAGUAAUCACCUGAAUCUGGAUCACAAUCAGUCGUAAGCUGGGAGGGGUGAAGUAAGUAUUGCAAAAAAAACACAAAACGAAAAGGAAAAAACAAAAACUAUACUAUAAUAGGUUAACCAGAAAGCGCGAUUUUAGUCAUGUCUGUUUAGUUUCUAUACCAGUGCUGUUUGGCAGCUUUUUUACGAUCUGUAGCUACUAUAUACUAAUAUUAUUAUGAAGCAAAACAAAUCGAGUUAGGAACAAAAAAGAUAUUAUUUAUAAACCAAUUAACGACCUAGCGAGUAGAGGAUGGAAAGAGUUGAGUGUAAAAAAAAAAGAUUUUUCUUUCGUUGUAAUUCGAACCGUUUCCCCAGCAAUUUUGAUUUUAAAACCUGGAGAAUAUUUAUGCCUAGCUGUGUAAAAGCUGUGUAAAACUAUCGCUUUUGGUUGGUCGUUUGGAUGAUUCACAAGUAUGAGACGAGAGUUAGUCGAUUUUUUGUGCUUUCUAUCACUGCUAAAAUUUGGAAAUUAGUCAUGUUUUUAAGUCCCCGAACCAGAGCAGUGAAAACGCGCUGGUUUUACGUUCCAAAUUGAAGUAUUUUUGAUGUGGGGAAAAUGGCACGAAAAAGACUGGUCGUUCGUAAGCUUCGAUUUCUAUGUGGAGAAAAGUACACUUACACAAUACCAAAACACAUAACUUGGGUACAUUCUAAACAAAGAUAUGUCUUCGAAUCAUGUUAACUUUGGUGUUGAGCUGAAUAUAUCAGCAACAGUAGGAGAAAAAAAAGAGGGAAAAGCAGGUUUUGCCGUACAAAUCUUUAUACAAAUGUUGUAAACGGAGACAAAACCAAUCGACUUCCUAUAAAUUUAGGAUUGUUUAGGGCCUCAAAUGGAACAAAAAAAUAACUUGGCUCUGGCUUUGUGCUAUCAAGUUCAUUUUUUAUAUAACGACGCCUCUAUAGAAUAGUGGAAUUCCAUGAUUUUUAGUUUGGAACUUGCAUUUAAGUAGAACAUAGCCGUCUCCAAACUAGGGUGGAAUCUUGUAGUUUUAUAUAUUUCUUGAACGCUGCCUCGGUAGCAUCUCCCUUUGUAGGUAGUAACAUAUCGAGUAACAUGUCAACUGAGUCAACUGACUCUCGCACAAGUUAAGUAUCCACCGUCUUUUCAUGUGUCUGACGAUCAAUGCCAACAUUUUGAUUCGUGUUUCAGCAUACUCGAUAAUACACCAGCGCCGCUAACUUCGUUACAAACAUCAUGUCCUCGCGAUCAGGACACGUUGGCUCAACUUUAUUACCUGCGGCAUGAUUUCCAACAUAGACAACUUUUUGCUCGCUUUUUCGGAAGGAUGUUACGAUUUUAUCGCGCUAAAGGAAGCAUGGCUGGGUGAUCGUAUUAUCUUAUUAGUUUGGUGACGAGUAUGAGGAAUUCCGCUGUGACCAGAACUCUCUCAACAGCCGGAACCCGGUCGGUGGAGGUGUACAAAUCGCUAUUCGUCGCCGCUUGAAAGCCAACGUUAUCAUUGAUUCCUCAUGAAAUACGCUCGAACAGUCUAGCUGGCCGAUAGAAAGAUAUUCAUUUGCGGUGUUUAUUCUCCACCGUACCCGCGAAAAGUAACUGAUCGAUACCCAUCUGCAGUCUGUUCAUUCGAUAACCGCUAAAGCCAAAUCUGCCUGGUCUGUUAUGACGGCUUUCACUACCCCGACCCGGUUCAGUCUACAUUUAAUGAUUGUGCACUAGAUCUUCUUGACUCUCGUUAAGACUGUACCUCACCAUCCGGAUUUUGUUCUGUCCUUGAAAAUCGAUAUACGAUCGAUCAUCCGAUUAUCAAACUCGAUUUACGACGACGUUGCUACUCUAAUUAUAGCCGGCUCAUAGGAAAUAAUGUGUGGUCCUCGUGGCUUUGUGGUUAGCGAUGUCGGUCAGCUAGCUCUCCCACACAGCUGUGAUAUCGGGUUCGAUACCCAAUCCGGUCAAGAAUCUUUUCGAGUUAGAAAUUUUCUCGACUCAGCACUGGGGCACGGUGUAUCGUUGUACUUAUUCUACACAUGCAAAAUGUACCAAAAGCAAUAUCGAUAACGAAUUCUCUCAACUAAUAACUAACUAGUUGAUCGAGACCACUAUUAGCCCCCAGGCUAGCGUGUGAUAUUGUUUGUUCAUGGAAAAUAAAUUUGAGAUAGACCCUACAAAAUUUUGGAACUUCGUCAACAUGCAGCGGAAACAAGUUGGUUUGCAUUCUACUAUGGCGCUUACCGGAGAGAGAGUAGAUAACUUCACCGCAAUAUGCAGAUUUUUUGCCGAGAAAUUUUCGAACAAAUUGAGUACCAAGUUUUUGAUGCUGCCAAUAACGCUUCCUGGACCAAACGUUCCAUAGCUUCCGCUAACAUCGAUGACGGUAUGAUUUUGGCUGCUGCUACUAAACUUAAACACUCUUUCUCUCCUGGUCCAGAUGGUAUUCCUGUCACGUUGCUAAAAAUGUGUGUCUCCGGUUUAGUUAUGCCGCUAAGCUUCUGGUUCCGCUGGUUGCUUUCCACAGAAAGAUUUCCUACAGUUUGGAAACAUCCACGACGGAUCAAAUCUUCACCCUGCGACAGAUCCUCGAUAAGUUCCGGGAGUAUAACCUGCAGACGCACCAUCUAUAUGUGGAUUUCAAGGCAGCGUACGACUCAGUGAAAAGAAACGAGCUGUGGCAGAUCAUGCUGGAACACGGUAUCCCGACGAAACUAAUUGAGCUGAGUCAUAUGACGCUGGAAGGAUCGAAAUCAUGCGUGCGAAACGUUGGAUGGACUGAAGCAGGGGGAUGCGCUCCCUAACUUACUGUUCAACAUCGCCCUAGAAGGUGCAGUACCAAGAGCAAACGUGCAAAAAAAUGGUACGAUCAUCACGAAAUCGCACAUGCUCCUUGGUUUUACGGACGACAUCGAUAUCAUCGGUAUCGACCAAAGGGCCGUGGAGGAGGCCUUCGUGCCUUUCAAGAGGGAUUGGGACUUGUCAUUAACUCUAUCAAAACAAAGUAUAUGGUAGCUGGCAGUGAGCGUGGGAGUUCCCGUGGUGUUGUUGCUAAGGUGUAGAUAGAUGGGUAACGAUUCGAAGUGGCUGAUUAAUUCGCUUAUUUUGGUACGCUUGUGACAUGUGACAACGAUAUGAGCCGUGAAGUGAAACGAUGAGUUGCAGCUGCAAACAGGGCCUUGUACGGACUACGUAACCAGCUAAACUCCCGUAAUUUGCAAACUCGCAAAAAACUAGCGCUGUAUAGGACGGUUCAAACCGCAUCUACCUGAGCUUUCUGUUCCAUCAUCGAAAUACACUAACAGGAAAAAACGAAAUACCGCUACCCGCUUACUAUGACCCCAAUCAUUUCAGACCCAGCAGAGAGGCUAGUAAUGCCACGAUAAUUUCUAACGUUUUGCCGGUCACCGGAUUCAAGCACGGGAAACAUCAAUGACUGCUUCCAAACAGCAGGAAAGUUUCCUUGCGUAAAAGACUUGCGAUUGCACGACUGAAAAUAACAGCCGGAAUUCCAUCAGAACCAGCCGAAUAUGACCGUUUCAAUUUUUUAGCAGCAGUCAAUACCUUAUCGAUCGUAUUUGUAAAGGUGCUUAAGUCAACUACACAGGAGGGAACAUCAGAUGCCGCUAAUUGAGCUCUCUCAGUAAAAUCGGAAGCAAAAAGUUUUGAGAACAGCUCACAUGACUCAGAUUACGAUGUUGCCUGAUCUGUUCCUGUAACACGUAGGGUAAGGUGGGGCAAGAUGGGUCAGUGCCGUCGUUGAGCUUGAAAUAACUUUUUUGGUGAUGACACUAAUUUUGCAUGAUGCGUAACGUGUUUUCGACUAUGUAUCACGUGUUAAUAGUUUAUAUUUGCAUAUUGCUUUUUUAUAAUAAAUAAAAUAUUUUUUCGCUUAGUUUCUUACGCGAUUCACACUUUUUAAAAACGUGUUCUCUCGGCGUACGCUAUAAAAUUUGAAGUAAACCUUUAUUGCAGCAGCAAUUUCGCUCAUGAUGUACUUAACAAUAUGCUUUUUAGCAUAAAUAAAUCUACUAUAAAAAAAUGGAAUUCCGUAACGCUUGAUCUUAUUGAUAUUAUUCCCUCAGUCUCUGAGGUGUACAGUAAUCAUCAUAAUUUUGUAUCGUUCUAAACCAAAAAUAAUAAGCGGUGACAUGUAGGUUUUUUUAACAUGAAAAUGUUCGCUGAUGUUCAGGAAAGACAUUUGAGGAAAAAAAAGGUAUCUAAUUACUAAAACUUGAGAUAUUAUUCACAAAACUACGUAAAACAUGCAAAAUUAUGACUUUCUGUGCUGAAUUUGCCUCUAAAUCAAAAUUCAAAGCGAUGAUAUAUGAUUCUUUUUUCACUAAAAUGUUUGUUAAUGUUCAGGAAAGACAUUUGAGGAAAACUAAUUAGUAUCUGACACUAAAACUUGAAAUAUUAUUCACAAAACUACGUAAAACAUGCAAAAUUAUGACUUUUUAUACUUAAUUCGUCUCCAAAUCAAAAUUCAAAGCGAUGACAUGUGAUUCUUGUUUCAUUAAAAUGUACGUUGAUGUUCAAGAAAUACAUUUGAGAGAAAAUAAUAGGUAUCUAAUUACUAAAACUUGAGAUAUUAUUCACAAAACUACGUAAAACAUGCAAAAUUAUGACUUUCUGUGCUGAAUUUGCCUCUAAAUCAAAACUCGAAGCAGUGAUCUGUGAUUUUUACUAUAAUUAAAUGUUCGUUGUGUUUAGGAAAGGUAUUUGAGGGAAAAAUGAUAGGUUCUGAUUAUUUCAAAUUUAAAUAUUUUCCACAAAACCACAUGAAAAAUGCAAAACCAUAUUUUUUUAGGCUCAAUUUGUCUCUAAAUCAGAAUUCAAAGCGAUGACACGUGAUUUUUUUCAAUAAAAUGUUCGUUGAUAUUUAGGAACGACAUUCGAGAAGAAAUAAUAGUUAUCUGAUAACUAAAAAUAGGGGUCUAAUUCACAAAACUAAGUAAAACAUGAAAUAUAAUGAAUAUUUUGGCUCAAUUUGACUCUAAAUCCAGUUUCAAAGCUAUGAUAUAUAAUUUCUUCCAUUAAAAUGUUUGUUUAUGUUCAGGAAAGACUUUUGAGUAAAAAUAACAGAUUUUUGAUUGAUGAAAAUUGAGAUAUUAUUCACAACACUACGUUAAACAAGCAAAAUCAUGAAUAUUUGAACUCAAUUUGCCUCUAAAUCGAAAUUCAAAGCUAUGUUAUGUAAUUGUUCUUCAUUGAAAUGUUUGUUAAUGUUCAUGAAAGACAUUUGAGGAAAAAUAAUAGGUAUCUUAUUGCUAAUAGUUGAGAUAUUACUUUGCAUACAGAAAAGCACAUUAAAAUACUCUUUUUGAAAUUUAUAUAUAUUAUACAUAUAAUACAAGCAAAAUUUUGACUUUUUGAGCAUGAGCUCAAUUCGCCUGUAAAUUAAUUUUUUUUCAAUAAAAUGUUCGUUGUUCCUUUCAACAUCUGCAAAUAUUUUCUUGCAGAAGAAUUUAUGUUUUAAUUUGGUGCGAGUCGAGCAGAUAAAAAUUACAUUUCUGAUGUUUUCGUAGUUUUGUGAAUAGUAACGCAUUACGGGAUUCGAAAUACUUUUUUACUUUUACCAAAACUAGAUCUUGGGACAUUUGGCUGGAGGAAAUGCCGCAUUUCAUUGGUUUAAUCUUUUUUUUUUUAAUUUCUAGGUAGUUAUGUGGAUUAAAACGUUAACUUCUUCUCAGACGUGUUCCUUGGACACCAACAAACAUUUUCGUUAUAAAAAUUCACACCCGAGUGUGGUAUAUUCGAAACUGGGAUGACCCCACAUAACAUUUUCCAAAAUAACGACUUCUGGUUUCAGGAAAAUAAUCUAAAGUGGUAUUUGGCCAACCAUUUCAAUACUUCCGAAACUUCCGAACUCCAUACGUCAUUUUGUAAACAUCCCUAAAUCACAAAAUGCAAUCCAAUAUGGGUAUUUCCGUUCUGUGCGUUCUCAAAAUGUUAAAGUACUUGAAGUGAUGAUGGACGUAUAAGAUGUGAAAUAUUUUUGAAGUGAGUUGUGCUAAUAAUUCAAUGAAUUAUAAAAAAUGAUUCCUAAUUUUGAAACUUUUGAUCCCGAGCUUCGCCGGGAACGUUCAACUAGUGUAAAAUAAUCAUGAAUAUCACAAUCGUGAACUAAAUUAAUGAUUGGGGCAGCAUGGGUCACCAAAAACGAGGCAGUAUAGUUUGCAUCGACAGCUGAUUUUUCAAUGUUAACGUUACAGUUUUAACGCUAGAUUUGACGUAAACGGUGUUGUCACUCCGGAAAAAACUUUCAUUGUUUCAAAAAGCCGACAGUAGAGAAGUUCUACAAAAUGCUGCAGAAAGCAAUCGUCGAGGAAAAUUUAACCCCUUCGGCGGUAUAACAUGGACGAGAUGACCCAUAUUUUUGUUAUCUAUGAAGAGAAGGCAUUUUUCUUGCUAUCCGUAGAAAGUUCAUUGAGAUUUAUUCAUAGUUUUGUGCUGUUCGAGAGGGUGACCCAUCUUGCCCCGCCUAUUUUACCAACGCUUGAUUUUUGUCAUUUUCUAGCAUAAUUUAAUAAAAUAUAUAUAUGGGGCCAUCCACAUACCACGUGGACAGAUUUUUAACGAUUUGAACCCCCCCCCCUCCCCCUCCGUGGACAACUGCCCAUAGAAAUUCUAAAAAAAUUGUAUGGACCGUGGACAUUAGCCAACCACCCCCCACCCCCCCAAAGCUGUCCACGUGGUAUGUGGAUGGCCCCUAUAAGGCUGAUACAAAUUUCGAAUUCUUUUUAUGUCCAAGGUUAUCAAAGUUAGCAAAGGGGGUGGCAAAAAAUAAAUAACACCGAAACGAAAAAAAAAAGAAAUAUCUUUGAUCAAAGUUUGUAACUUGCACUCAAAUAAAUGUUGAAAAAUAACACUUUAUUAUUAUUAUUAUUAUUCAUUUCGCUUGCCUUUUGACGACACUAUCGCUGUCACUGGACUUGUUUGUUGCUAAAUACAGCAUUUAUACUGUCGGAAAACCAAUAAAACGAACAAAACAGUUUGAGCUCUUUUUUUCUUCCCCUUCCAAUAUUAAAUAUUUUUGAGGGGGGGGGGGGGGGUGACAUAAAAUGGAAAUAAAAUUUGUAACGGCCUAACUUCAAAAUAAUCAUCUGAAAGGUAGACCGAAACUAUCUUCAGUUAUGUGAUAUUGAAAAUUUGGCUUAGGUGACCCAUCUUGCCCCCCCCCCUUACCCUAUGACUUAUACAGUGUGCUAUUUAGGUGACGGUACUUGUCAGAGUAACGCUUGAAAUUGCUCUUCGUGAGCGCUGUUUUCAGUCGACGAGCUUCCCCAGUUGAAGUCCAGGGGCAAAAUCUAUAGGGUAGUUUGGGGUAAUUUGGACCCCCUAAGGAAAACUCCUGUUAUUUCGUAACCUGUUUUUUCUAUCAUAUAAACGUAAUGUUGUACAGUAAUAUUGAUCUGUUUUCUAUGUUCCUGCACAAAAAAAACUUGAUAUUGAGGUCAAAAGAACAAAAAAAAAUAACGGGACUAAAAAUUAUGAUUUUCGGACAUAAAAAAUCGUUUGGGGUGAAAAUGGACAGCUAUUGGGGUAAUAUGGACCGUGUUUGGGGUGAUUUGGACAGGGUAAAAAUGUGAGUUUUAUAGUAUCAAUAGUUGUUUAAUACACAGUAGAAGGUGGUAUCAGGCAUACGGAAUAAUAACUGCAAUUCUUAGGCAUUCCACAGUAGGCCAAAAAAAAUUCCCUUCUUCAAUUAUUCAUACUAGAAACUGAGUAUGCGAUCGUGCGUCGCACACGCGCGAUUGUGUGUGUGUGCACGUGUGUGUGCGUGUGUAUGUGUGUGUGUCAGUGUAUGUGUGAUGUAAGUUUUAUGAGAACCAAUUUUUGGCAGCACUUUGAAUGUUGCUGUGUCAGGAAAUUUCAAUGAUUUUUAUGUUCUAAAAUCACAACUUUGAACUUAACUUCAAUUACCUAAUUCCCUCAAUUUUGAUCUGAUUGUGGAUGAACGAAUUUCGUUUUGAGGGGAAAUUGAUGUUAUUUUUCAGAACUCUUGUGUACCGUACAGUCUCGUGAAACAGUUCGGAAUGAUCGGAUAAUUAACAGCCUAUAUGAAAUUAACCGUAUUUUUCGAAUUUUUGGGUCCCGGUUUGCAUAUCGUCGUUCCAAAUCCGUUAAUCCCAAAUUCGCGAAACGGGAAAAUAUAUAACGAAUGUACGUUGACGUACGAUUUCUUAUUUUUCCUUGAAAGGCCUAUCAAAUUCCUUUAAAAAAGGAAAUCUUUAAAUCUUUUAGUUGGUCAAACGGCUCAAAAGUUACAAUUUUUUGAAAAAUGAUUGCCGAUUUUUGGCAACUUUAAUUCAAAAUGGAUCACACUAAGGACUAAACAAAAUACUACAAGGUAUACAGCCCUAGGGUUGUAUGAAAUGUUGACGUGGGACUAAACACUGUAAUUAGAAGGAUUUUUAGUUACAAAGGUUACAGAAUCUGCAGACAGCAACAAUACGUUUGUUUUGUGGUUUAAGUAUUUUUUAUACGCAGCCUCCCCAUAAAUUUUCUUUUUAGAAAUAUAUUGAGCAAUACUCGAAGGAACUUCGAUUACACUUAACGAUAUUGUGUAGUGUUUUUUUUUUUUUGUGCGAACAACAUUUAUUUAACAAGGCACAAGCAUGUCGUUGUUAUUGUAAAAGCACCAAGAAUUUCUCGCAAUGCGUCUGAAUCAGAAAUAACUCUAUUUCCUCAUAAACCGAAUCCAACAAUACCUACGUUAUAAUAAUACACGAUUUUGUCUUAUUUAAUUCUGAUCAAAUCAAAUUUAUUAUAUAAAUCUUAUUAGGGAAAUAAUUUUGAAGCCGUUACAUAGGUUCACUCAUAGGGAAACAUAAGAAGAUAUGUUGAACAAAAUAAUCAACAAGUUCCAGCGAUAAAUCAAAACAAUUCCAAGGAAGUUAAAGUACGAAAUGAUUAAUUUCUGUUUUUUGAUUGACAUUUUUUUUUCGUUUGCCAACAACUGUAUUACAAAGACCGCUAAUAUAAGGAAGAAUAUUAUUUGUUAAGUUGAAAACAAAAAUACAUCAUCUAACAAUGUGGAAAUGUGAACAAAUAUUCUGAAUAGAUCCUAGUGAAUCGACAAAAUAUUCAGAAGCAUUCGCUGGCUGUUAAGCUUCUAUUAAUUUGUAUUUCCAGAAAUCUAUCCUUACGAUCACGAUCAUUCAGUGAAUAUCGAAGAUAAAAUGCAAAAAAAUCUUAUGACCAUUGCAAAAAUGCUCUAUUCUUGUUGAGUAGUUUAUUUUUUUUCUUAAGGUAAGCAUAUUCAUGAGAUAAACUUUUAAUCAUUACCAAUGCAGCAGCAUUGCACUUUUUCCUUGAUUUCACGAAAAUAGAAGUCGUGUACCACUGCAAUGAUAGGCGACGAGAGACCAGCGGCGCUCUGCUCCACAUAAUAUGCGUAUUAUACUGUACGGUAUUGUUGCUUUUACCAGCGUGUUUUCUUUCAAGACAUCAGUUUUUAUUCUGCUCUGACAGCAGGUUUAGAAAUUCAAGUUGAAGUUCAAGUGAAAGGCUUGUUUCAAAACUUUUCAAAAGAUGUUUACCUUAGAGACUUCAAAUUAGUCUAAGUUCAUGGAAGCAAAUUUAAAUUGACCUGUUGGGACGAGGAAACUCUGUCCAUUUUUUUUAUAUUGAAACUGAAAAUAUCACAGGGAAUGGUUGGUGUCCAUUCACAUCAUCUGUGCUAGGAAUGCUCGCGUGUGAUUGGUUCAUUGUUCGCGCAAAUUUUCUUGUAACUUUUUAUCAAUUUUCACCGUUGAGCAGUGAAAUAAUAAUGAUGACUAGCGUAUUAUAAAAUUGUUACACGUUUUAUCUAUCCAACAAUAUAUUGGUUAUUGUUAUCCAUCAUGUGGUUAUGCUGUAAUUAUCGUUUGAAAUCUGACGUAACAUUUGCCAGUUUCGUUUCCUAAUUUACAGAAUGCAUCCCAGUAUAGAAAACAAAGACGUAGUCCCACGUCAAAAAAUACGGGUAUAAAGUUUUUCGAUGAAGAACAAGUAUACCAAUGUUGAACAUGAUAUGAACAAGAAAAAUCUGAUAAUAAGAAAGGUGUAAGGCCAUUUUAGGGGAAUAACAUUUUCGGACAUCAGAAAUGAGUUCAGCACCCAAAAAUUGGCAUUAUACGUCAUUUUCAAGCAUUUUAGAAAAAAAAUUAGAUUUUUCCAACAGAAACCCGCCACUCUGCGGGGCAUUUAAAACACUUUUUGUACAGAUAAAUCAUCCCAGAUUGCCUGCAACACUUUUUACAGUUCAUUGUUUGUAUACCGCCGUCUAUCCGUUCGUUUUUAUAUGGCCGCGGCAUCAGUCCGACAAAAGAAUUUACUUCAAACUCGCCUGACCAUAUCACCCAAAAAAAAAAAAAAAAAAACUGUCCAUUUUACCCCAAACAGGACGCCUUUCUAGAAACUUAAUUCCUUCCACUAUUUUCGAUCAAACUUAUCGCAAUCUUUCAUUAAAAUGUAUUCUUUUACUAGACAAACACGGCUGCAAAGCUCAUUAGACUGAAAACAUUGAAGUCCAGUGUGAGUCCGAGAUCCGAGAUGCUUUUGCUGAUAAUACACUUAGCGGUUCUCCAAUACAGUGAGUCGAAUUGAUUAAGGACCUCGGAGUACUUCUGGAUUAAAAACUCACUUUUAAACAGCAUGGAAGCGAAAGCUGCCAGACAAAUGGGACUCAUUUUUCGAAUGACACGUGAUUUAAAAAAUAUCCACUGCUUAGUACGCUCUGCUGUUUAACGCUAUCCAUCGAAUCGUAAGCAUCCAGCGGCGGUUUGUACGUUAUGCCCUUCGAAUGCUUUUCUGGCAACAACCCAUGCGUAAUACUAGGUACGAGGAUCGCCGUUAGCUUCUUCAGAUUGAUAAACUUCAACUGCGACGCAAGACAGCGCGUGCUAUGCUAGUAUCAGAUAUCAUGACAUCAUGCGUUUACUACCCUGCCAUUUUCGCCACAUUAACCCGAAUGCUCCCACUAGAACCCUGCGAAGGAUACCAGCAUUGCAUUUGGAAUUCCGUCGAAGCAACUACAGCUCCAACAGCUCCAUGAAACUUCUUCAUUGCGGCGUAAAAAGAUUCAAUGAUGUGGUGGUUUUCGCUGUGCUGCCGGAUAUGCUCCUCCAAUGAAUUGUUUCUAAACGGCCUUCGGGCGGCUUCCCCAGGAAUGCAUCCAGCAAUUUCAAAAUUUGGAACUCACACCAGAAAAAAAAAUUCCUAAUAGGUAUAUUUACAUCUGUUCUCGUAAGAAGCGAAUACAGGAUCGAAACAAAACUAUUUGCUUGUUCUAGCGACUCGGUAUUCCUAAGGCUGCUAGGAUCUGUAAUUUCCAACCUGUUAAUGCACGGGAUUUGUCAGCUAAGCAAGCUUGGGUAACUUUGUUCAUUAUUGCUGUUAAUCGCAGUCACAAAAAUUUAGAAAGAAACUUUCUAUGGAAUUUGAUUACCAUACGAUAACUGUAAUCAGCCAAAAGACCUUGAAUAUCAAGGUGGUUCUAAAACCAAGAUGGCGACUGGCAUUUUUUCCAAACAUUCGAGUAACUCGAAUCGUAGAACAUCGUAGAAAUCUUAUCCUUAAAAACAAUUAAAACUGUUUUUUUUCUCCAUUUAUUUAAAUCAUGCUCUGUCAGCUCAACACUAGACAAACAAACUCCAACCACCCCAAGUGUCAAAAAAACCACAGUGAACAGCGCGAACAGCACAUUGUAAUACAGUUUAAUACAGCAAAUCCGUACUAAACUUUAGAGCGCAUAACCACACGAACAUCUCCAGCACAGAACCAACCAACUCAUAACACGCAAAUCUAAACAGACUCAUAGACAUGUAAAUUCACUGUUCCUUUAAAACUACUUUAGAAGUCCUAUAAUAGGAACAAUAGAAAAGGCAUAUAAAGUAAGCAUAGAUACAAAACUAAAACUUCGAAGGCAAAAAAAUUGAAAAAAAAAAAACAAGCGCGAUAGGUAAAAUAGACCUCGUACUAGUUGAAUUUAUUGUAACUUCGAACAAACAAGAAAAAAUACAGUUAUUAAACAAAAAUAUACAAAACAAGAAAAAAAAGCGCUAGUUGAAAUGUAUCCACUCUUACUACUAGUAGAUUUAAUAUAGUGUUACAACAGGAAAAUCAGAUAGAAGCAACCAAAUUGAACACACAAACAUGCAAACACAAGAGAUUUUAUAAAUCUUAUGAGAUAUUCUCAUGUUUUAUUAAACGACGAUUAUUUGUAUUUCAAACCUUCUGACUAUCUAAUCGCUGUAACUAUAUAGUUCAAGCGCAUUUAUAAGGUUCUUCCGUUUAUCUGCCGAUUUGGAGCAAUCGAACUUUAACCGCGCGGUUUUCUGACUGACAAAAAAAAAAACACGCAAAACUUAUCGUAAUUUUGAACUGAUACCUAUUAAUAAAUGCCAAUAACACAAACACAAACCAACCGACAAGCACACAAAAUAAAAAAAAAAAACCUAAAACACAUUGAAAAACGGCAGCAUCUAAGCAGAGUUGCGUGUUAGAUUUUUUUUUGUUCUCAUCGGAGUUUUAGCUGAUUUUUCAGCGCCAUCCGAUGCCGCCGCGGCUCCACAAGAGGGAGGUAUAUUAGAAAGGUUGUAAAAAGAAACAUGCAUAGAAAUUAUAGAACUGCAAGAAGCCCCUCCCAAGCACAGCAAUAUAAAACAACAGCAAAGCGAUUUGAGAAAGACCGAGUCGAGAAGGAUCAAUUGCGCAUAAGCGCAAUUGUGAACAUGAUGAAAGAGAGGAAAAACAAAACAAAACCGAUUAAAUAUGUGACGAAUAUGUAUGUAAAAUUUCAUGUGAAAUUAUAGCA